AUGGCAAAUAAAUUAUAUAAAAUUGGUUUAAUAAGACCUUUUUUUUCCUCCUCAUCAUUAUUAUCAAAUAGUUACAGAGUUGGUGGUUGUAAUAGCGCAUUUAGAUAUUUAACAUCAAUUAAUCAAAAUGAAAAUAAUAGUUCAAUAAAUAAUGAAGGUGUCAAUCAUAAUAAUAAUAAUAAAACUACAAAUAUAAAUAUAUCAAAUGUUACAUUAGAGUUAUUCCAACCAAAAAUAUCAGUUGUUGGGGUUGGAGGUGGUGGCGGUAAUGCUAUUAAUCAUAUGAUAUCAAAUGAUUUAAAUGGUGUUAAGUUUUAUGUAUGUAAUACAGAUCACCAAGAUUUAAUUAAAUCAAAAAGUAUAAAUAAAAUUCAGUUGGGACCAGAGCUAACAAGAGGACAUGGUGCAGGUGCAAAUCCAAGUAAAGGUAGAUUAGCAGCUGAGGAGAGCAAGAAUCAAAUAAUUCAUUCAUUUGGUGAUUCAGAUUUAUUAUUUUUAGCAGCUGGUUUAGGUGGUGGUACAGGCACUGGAUCUUCACCAAUUAUUGCAAAAACAAUCAAAGAGCAUAAAAAAGAUACAAUUAUUGUUGGUGUUGUAACAGUGCCAUUUAAAUUUGAGGGUAAAAGAAAAGAAAUUAUAGCAAAAGAAGGUUUGGAAGAAUUAAGUAAAUAUGUAGAUACAUUGGUUGUAAUAUCAAACCAAAAUUUAUUGGAUAAUACAGAUGAGUCGAUACAAUUAGAUCAAGCAUUUUUAAUGGUCGAUGACAUUCUUCAUACAGGCAUUAGAUCCAUUACAAAUAUUAUUAAUGUACCAGGUAUGAUAAAUUUAGAUUAUAGCGAUAUUGCAAAUAUUUUAACAAAUAGAAAAGGUUUAUCAAGAAUGGGUUUUGGUGAGGCUUCAGGUGAAGAUAGAGCCUAUAAAGCAGUCCACAAGGCAAUGAAAAACCCUCUCAUCGAAAAAGAUGAUCACAAAUUCACUGGGUUACUUGUAAAUAUUAGUGGUGGUAAUGAUAUUACACUUAAAGAAAUUAGUAAAGCAACUUUAUAUCUUCAACAACAUGCAGAUCCAGAUGUUCAAAUUUUUAUAGGCCAUAAUGUUGAUAAUUCUUUAUUGGGUAAAAUAAGAAUCUCUUGUUUAUUUGUACAUUAA
Molecule: messenger RNA, 1149 nt
Organism: Dictyostelium purpureum
Lineage: Eukaryota; Evosea; Eumycetozoa; Dictyosteliales; Dictyosteliaceae
Product: mitochondrial cell division protein
Exons: 3
Coding region: 1-1149 (382 amino acids)
Biological process (GO): organelle fission; cell division
Cellular component (GO): cytoplasm; cell division site
Molecular function (GO): GTPase activity; GTP binding
Source: RefSeq, a predicted model, not a curated record